Messenger RNA from Macadamia integrifolia, 1714 nucleotides. Its product is annotated as lysophospholipid acyltransferase LPEAT2-like. Gene Ontology annotation, biological process: phospholipid metabolic process. NCBI's taxonomy places the organism in Eukaryota, Viridiplantae, Streptophyta, Magnoliopsida, Proteales, Proteaceae. The transcript is spliced from 7 exons. The record is from RefSeq and is a predicted model, not a curated record. The coding region runs from base 126 to 1160 and encodes 344 amino acids. Gene Ontology annotation, molecular function: lysophosphatidylethanolamine acyltransferase activity.
UUGAAGCCGAUCAGAACUUUCCUCAACCUCCGUAUCUUUGUCUUCCUCUCCUGGGUCCAUAGGUAAGAUUCCUUCCUUUCCUUCCUCUGCGUUUUCUGGAAAGUGGCAAAAAGAAUUUGGCAUUCAUGACGGGAGAUUGCCUGAGAGCUCCUCUUCUGGAAUCGGAACAACGCCACGCAUCCGACGAAGCCGAAGUGGUAGUGAACAUCAACGGAUUCCAUAGACCCCUCAUUCAAAGCUUCUCUAAUCAUAGCAAACAGGUGAAGGGCACGGAGGAUCAGAAUCCUUUCGAUGAAAUCGGCGCCGGAAGUUUCUCCAUUCCGCCGCAAUCGACGAUCGAUCCGUUUCGGAACAACACCCCUAACAUCGAAGGGCUAUAUGAAUGGCUGAAGAUUUUGGUUUGCAUUCCAAUUGUAAUUCUUCGUUUAAUCUUGUUUGGGCUAUGCAUUGCGGUGGGGUAUGUCGCUACCAAAUGUGCUCUACAGGGUUGGAAGGACAAGCAGAAUCCCAUGCCCAGGUGGAGGUGUAGGAUCAUGUGCAUCACUCGAAUGUGUUCUCGUUGCAUUCUUUUCUCUUUCGGGUAUCACUGGAUAAAGAGAAUAGGAAGACCUGCUCCAAGGGAGACAGCUCCUAUUGUUGUAUCUAACCAUGUAUCAUACAUUGAACCCAUUUUCUUUUUCUAUGAAUUAUCUCCAACCAUUGUUUCUUCUGAGUCACAUGAUGCGAUGCCUUUUGUCGGAACAAUCAUCAGAGCAAUGCAGGUUAUUUAUGUUAACAGGUUUUCAGCAUCAUCGAGGACGCAUGCUGUUAGUGAAAUAAAGCGGAAAGCUUCAUGCGAUGACUUUCCUCAAGUUCUAUUGUUUCCUGAGGGUACCACAACUAACGGGAGGGUCCUUAUUGCUUUCCAACUUGGUGCAUUCAUUCCUGGUUAUCCAAUCCAGCCAGUAGUUGUUCGCUAUCCACAUGUGCACUUUGAUCAGUCUUGGGGGAAUAUUUCUUUGGCAAAGAGCAUGUUCAGAAUGUUCACCCAAUUUCACAAUUUCGUGGAGAUUGAAUACCUUCCCAUUAUUUCACCUCUUCAGAACCAAAAAGACAAUGCUGCCCAUUUUGCUGAAAGGGAUGGAGAUGGAAGCAGAUCACAUUGGGCUAUUAUCGAUUGAUUCUGCUGGAUAUGACCCCCGGGUGGCACCCAAAGUUUAUGAGAGUUUGGGUAAGCUAACAGGUGAGUCUGGUUUGAGUAAUUAUCUCUCCAGACAAGCCAAAGUCAUGGAAGAAACACUUACAUAUAUAGGGAAGUAAGAUCAGGCCAUGGGGUUGAAGGCUUUCUAUGAAGAGUUGAUUCCAUCUGGAAGACCAGCACAAUUUCUAACCAAGGUCAAUGUCAUAGAAGAAGCUUACUGAUAUGCAGGGAGCUCUGGUAACAUUCCCUUUAAAGAGUCAAAACUGUAUUUCUGAUUCCACUUGCCUGCGUAGUGGCAUUUAUGUGCCUUUGAAUGCUUUCCUAUAGGUUCCAUACCAUCUGUUUGUGUGUACACCAUGUGUUUUACCUUGGCAUUCAUUUCCAACCAAAUUUUCUAUGAAUAGUUUGUACAUAGAAGAAGCUUACUGAUAUGCAAGGAGCUCUGGUAACAUUCCCUUUAAAGAGUCAAAACUGUAUUUCUGAUUCCAUUUGCCUGCGUAGUGGCAUUUAUGCACCUUUGAAUGCUAUCCUAUA